UCCCACCCGCAGUCCAACCCUCCAGUGAAGAGAGGCGAGCAGCUGUUUCCUCGAAGACCCGAGAGCUUUAUUUCUACAGCGGCCGGAGAAGACAUGGCCACAACCGGAAGCGCGCACCUGGGGGCGGUGGACCUGCACUGUGAGCCCAACAACACGGAGCAUCACACCGAGGAAAUUGGCACGGAAAGGCUGAUCGUCCGAAGAGGGCAAGCGUUUCGCCUGUCCGUGGAGUUCAAGCGCCCAGCGUUCGUGGAGGACAAAGACCAGCUCAAACUCUUCCUGGAUACAGGACCCUCGUCGUCCGAAGCCGGGAGAAUCCGCAUAGAAGCCGUCAAGUCGACGGCCAAGCGGGGUAAGUGGACGUACAAUGUGGAACCCGCCCGGGGCAUCCUUCACCUGACGGUGCGCAGCCCGGCUAAUGCAUGCAUCGGCCUCUACACAAUGCAGCUGCUCUUCUACCCGAGUGGAGGGGAAGGUUUGCAACAGGUUGUUGCAGGGACCUUCUACCUUCUCUUCAACCCCUGGUGUAAAGAGGAUUCUGUGUACCUGGCAGAUAAGGAUCUCCUGGAGGAGUACGUUCUGAACGAGAAUGGAAUCGUCUACCGUUCCUUCUGUCUCCCAUUGUUAUGGAACUUUGGACAGUUUGAAAAAGAUGUCAUCGAUAUUUGCUUUGAAAUUUUGGAUAAUAGUCUAUCUGCUCUGAAAGAGCCUUCGUCUGAUGCUUUGAAGAGAUGUGACCCUAGCUACAUCAGCAGAAUUCUGACUGCUAUGGUGAAUUCAAAUGAUGACAAGGGUGUACUUUCGGGAAGGUGGGAUGGUGAAUACGAUGAUGGGACACCCCCCACCAAAUGGAAUGGGAGUCUCCCGAUUUUACGCAAGUGGAGCAGUACUGGGGCUGAGAGAGUCCGAUAUGGGCAGUGCUGGGUCUUUGCAGCUGUAGCUUGUACAGUUUUGAGAUGUUUAGGAAUCCCAACUCGUUGUGUUACCAACUAUUCCUCUGCUCAUGACUGUGAUGGCAAUCUGAAAGUGGAUCAUUACUUUAAGAGUGACGAUUGUACACGUACGCUUCCAUCAAGGAAGGACUCAGUAUGGAACUACCACUGUUGGGUAGAAUCAUGGAUGACCCGUCCUGACCUUCCCUCUGGCUUUGACGGAUGGCAGGUGUUGGACCCUACUCCCCAAGAAAGGAGUGAUGGGAUAUUCUGCUGUGGUCCUUGCCCUGUCAAAGCAAUCAAAGAAGGGCACUUGGAUAUCAAUUAUGAUGCCGUGUUCAUCUUUGCCGAGGUCAAUGCAGAUGUGGUUUACUGGUUUGUUAACAAAGAUGGAACAAAGAGGGAGCUGUCAGUCAAACAAAACCAAGUGGGAACACAGAUUGUUACUAAAAGUGCAUUCUCAGACAAAAGAGAAUAUAUCACAUUGAAUUAUAAAUACCCAGAGGGUUCCAAAGAGGAACGGGAUAUCUACAGCCAAGCAGGAAAGACAAUCCAACCCACCAACACACAGUAUCAAAGUUUAAUGGUCAAAAUCAAGCAAGUUUAUGCAGUGCUUGGAAGUGACUUUAGUGUCUACUUUGAAAUAGCUAAUUGUGGCUUUGCCGACAAAGACAUCCAUAUGGUUCUAUCUGCAACCGCUGUAACUUAUUCUGGGGCCAUUUUAAAAGAAUUCUGCAAGAGGUCAACUAAAUUUAUGUUAAAAGCGGCCUCAGAAAAAAAAGAAGUUCUGAGACUGCGAUAUGAAGAUUACGGUGAACAUCUCUCUGAGCACAAUUUAAUUCGAUUGACGGCCAUGCUUCUUACUGAGGAUAUGUCUGAAGUAAGCCUUAAGGAGAAGGAAGUAGUACUUAAAGUGCCUCAGCUUGCUGUGAAGGUUGAUGGUGAACCAAUCCUCCAUAAAAAUUUGGCUGUUCAAAUAAAAUUUGUAAAUCCUCUUCCGAUCUCAUUGACUAGAGGUGUCUUCAGUGUGGAGGGCAGUGGACUCACAGAUCUACAGGAAAUUGAAUCGCCAAAACUAAUCAUCAAUCUUGGAGAAGAGGUUGUGGUGACUGUAACUAUUACACCAACCAAAACUGGUUUGCGGAAGCUCAUUGUGGAUUUUGACAGCAACAGACUCCGUAAUGCUAAAGGUUUUGCCAACAUUGUUGUCAGACGAGCUUAGCAAACAGGCUCUGGUAAUUUUACUGGUAUUUCAAAUUAAAUGCAGAAUCAGCUCGGAAUCUCGACAUGGUGCAAUAGGACAUUUGUUUGAUAGAUUUAAAUGCUAAUUGAAGGUAUAUUUUGUACAGAAAUUAUGUUUUUAUAGAAACAAAGAGCUGCAGAUGCGUGUUUAUACCAAAGAUAGACACAAAGUGCUGGAGGAACACAGCAGGUCAAGCAGCAUCUCUGA
Molecule: messenger RNA, 2382 nt
Organism: Amblyraja radiata (thorny skate)
Lineage: Eukaryota; Metazoa; Chordata; Chondrichthyes; Rajiformes; Rajidae
Product: protein-glutamine gamma-glutamyltransferase 2-like
Exons: 13
Coding region: 94-2154 (686 amino acids)
Biological process (GO): peptide cross-linking
Cellular component (GO): mitochondrion
Molecular function (GO): protein-glutamine gamma-glutamyltransferase activity
Source: RefSeq, a predicted model, not a curated record